Messenger RNA from Mercenaria mercenaria, 2096 nucleotides. RefSeq names its product E-selectin-like. The record is from RefSeq and is a predicted model, not a curated record. NCBI's taxonomy places the organism in Eukaryota, Metazoa, Mollusca, Bivalvia, Venerida, Veneridae. Gene Ontology annotation, molecular function: calcium ion binding. The transcript has 16 exons. Bases 158 to 1942 code for a protein of 594 amino acids.
UGACGUACUAUACCACCCCUGUCUUAAUUACAAGAUGAGCCAUGGAAAUCACGAGGAUUUCGUGAGUCGGGAAUCCUAUACAUAGGACAGAGGGAAUUCGUACCGCGUAUGAGAAGGAGCUUGUUUUCAGUAAAGAAGAAACCUUGAUGUUUCCGGUAUGGAUGCGCAGGCGUGUUUCCGAUUAUUUCUCGGUUAUGUCUCUGUCAUUAUCAUCAUGUAUUGCCUAACCAUAUCAGGCUGCCCUGAUGGUUGGACAAAUCGCGGAAAUUCCUGUUACUUCUUCAGUGUCGACGAAAAAGCUUACGAAGAGGCAGAGAACGCCUGUAUGACUCUUGGUGGCUAUUUGUUAGUAAUGGAAGAACUCGCCGAAUACACACUUGUCAAGGAAGUAAUUCAAAAUACCAGGAUUGACGGAGAGUAUUACAUUGGCCUCUCGGAUAGAGCAAACGAAGGCACGUUUGUAUGGCUGACCGGAGCUGAGUUAAAUUACAAUGGAGGCUGGGAGGAGAAUGAACCUAAUGAUGCAAAUGGCAACGAAGACUGUGUACAUUUUAAUAUGGCUUCAAAUUUAAAUGACCUUACAUGUACAGAAGACCUGCGAUAUAUAUGUGAAAAACAUGAUAUUGAUGACUGUAGCCCUAAUCCGUGUUUGAAUGGUGGUUCAUGUAUAGACGGGAUUAACGAGUAUACAUGCGCAUGUGCUGCUGGAUUCACUGGAGAAAAGUGUACAACGAAUAUCGAUGAUUGUAGCCCUAAUCCGUGUUUGAAUGCUGGUAUAUGUACAGACGGGGUUAACCAUUAUACAUGCGCAUGUGCUGCUGGAUUCACUGGAGAAAAUUGUACAACAAAUAUCGAUGAUUGUAGUUCUCACCCAUGCUUGAAUGGGGGUACAUGUAUAGAUGGGAUCAAUGCUUAUACAUGUACAUGUGCACCUGGCUUCACUGGAGACAACUGUACAACAAAUAUUGAUGAAUGUGCGGACGGAACACACAACUGUGAUACAAAAGAAAUGUGUACAAAUACAGUGGGAAGUUUUACUUGUGACUGUGACAGUGCCCGAGGCUACUACAGAAUCGAAAAUUCUUGCUCACAGUUUGUUUGCAAUUACAACGGCGCAAUUGAUGUCCAUUAUCUUCCGGCGGAUUAUCAUUAUUUUGCUGUGCAGAAUAUUCCAGGAGGUGCUGAAGUAGAGUGUACGGUAACACAGAUCAACUCAACCUCUGUGACUAUAACUGAAUGCUCAAAAAAUUUAACUAUUUUACUCGCAUUUGGCACGUACUAUGGAACGGAGACGCAUCGAGUAGUUGGAGGAAUAUCUAUGGUUGUCGCAGAGGUAAAAUGUGUUGAUAUACCUGGCAGUGGUAUCGUGCAUACAGUUAACAACUCCAUGCAGGCAAAUUAUACAGUUGGCAGAAAGGUUAAUAUUAAUCCAGGAUAUGAAGUGACAUCUUCUUUGAAUACAACAACAACCACGGUUGGAAGUCCAGUCGCAUGGACCAUCAGCUAUUCUUACUUUUACAUUCUGGAAGUGACCAGCUGCAGUGCUUACCCUGGUUCUAACAAUCAGUCUCCUGAUUCAGUCAGUUUGAUUUCCAGUGGAGGGUGCAAUGUCACAAGUGAAUUGAUCACUCAUUUUUCGGAUGACUUAAAUGGUUCAGCCACAGCGACAAUUCAAGCCUUCACGUUCUACGACAGUGACAGUGUUUUCCUGACAUGUGAUGUGAAAGUCUGCUCAAAUAUAUCAUCAACUUGUGAUACGACCUGCAGCAGAGAAAAAAGAAGCGCCAGACAUGUUCGAUCAACCUUUGAAGGUGACGCCGAAGGGGAACAUUUGGCAACCGUGCACAAUGUUUUAAAGAUUGUUCAUUCAAGCGCUUGUUAUCCAGUUUCUCGAGCCUGCUUGAGUCUGUUAUUGACCUUGGCCUUCAUACACUUAUUUUAGUGACAUGGCGAGCGAUUUACCAGACGACAAAUCGGAUCAUCGACUUAUACAGUACAGUUUACAGAUAAUUUCUGUUAUUUAUGUACAUAAUCAGAUUCAAAAUCGCUGUUGGAAAGUUUAUAUAUAUAUAUGUAUAUAAAUGCAAUGAAAAACA